AGAACAUGGCGGCGGCGGACCUCGCUCACAUUCCUGAUGUGGACAUCGACUCCCACGGCGUCUUCAAGUAUGUGCUGAUCCGAGUCCACUCGGCUCCGCGCUCCGGGGCUCCGGCUGCGGAGAGCAAGGAGAUCGUGCGCGGCUACAAGUGGGCCGAGUACCAUGCGGACAUCUACGACAAAGUGUCGGGCGACAUGCAGAAGCAGGGCUGUGACUGUGAGUGUCUGGGCGGCGGACGCAUCUCCCACCAGAGCCAGGACAAGAAGAUUCACGUGUACGGCUACUCCAUGGCCUAUGGUCCUGCCCAGCACGCCAUUUCAACUGAGAAAAUCAAAGCCAAGUACCCCGACUACGAGGUUACCUGGGCUAACGAUGGCUACUGAGCACUCCCAGCCUGGGGCCUGCUACCUCCAGCAGCCAUGUCGGAGCCCCCGCCUUUGCCUGCACCCCUUUCAGGGUUGGCCCUGCCUGCUUCUGCGGCAGCUCCUGGUGACGUGCUAUCUGCCAGGCUUUGCAGACAGGCUAGCUUGGCCACAGAAUUAAACAUGUUGCCAC
Rhinopithecus roxellana (golden snub-nosed monkey) is the source of this 555-nucleotide messenger RNA. Its product is annotated as 14 kDa phosphohistidine phosphatase. Gene Ontology annotation, cellular component: cytosol. Gene Ontology annotation, molecular function: protein histidine phosphatase activity. Lineage: Eukaryota; Metazoa; Chordata; Mammalia; Primates; Cercopithecidae. The coding region runs from base 6 to 383 and encodes 125 amino acids. The transcript has 2 exons. The record is from RefSeq and is a predicted model, not a curated record. Gene Ontology annotation, biological process: peptidyl-histidine dephosphorylation.